GAAGAAUCAGGGAUCAGGGAUCAGGACGUUUGGGAUCAGUAUUUACUGCAACGCUUCCAACAAAGUCUGUGUAAAGAUGAAACCCCAGAAGUGUCUUCACGUGGCCACACCAGUGAGACAGAGUCUCGCUCUGUCCAAAGUGGCUGGAACCUCCAUUUACGUCAAACUGGAGUCGACUCAGCCGACGGGAUCCUUUAAGAUCAGAGGCAUCGGACAUCUGUGCAAAACCAUGGCGGAGCAAGGAUGUGAGCGAUUCAUCUGCUGCUCAGGAGGAAACGCUGGGAUGGCAGCAGCUUAUUCUGCCCGUCAGCUCGGAGUUCCCGCCACAAUCAUCGUUCCAAUUCCGACGCCAAAUCUCACGGUGGAGAAGAUGAAGGACGAGGGAGCCUCUGUGAUCAUCCACGGCAAGGCUGUAGAUGAAAGCAUCGCGUACGGACAACAGCUUGUGGAGAACAACCCAGGCUGGGUCUUCAUCUCCCCGUAUGACAACCCCCUUAUCUGGGAAGGUCACACGUCUCUGGUGAAGGAGCUGAAGGAAGACCUGCCGGUGAAGCCAGGCGCCAUCGUGGUGUCGGUGGGAGGCGGGGGUCUGCUGAACGGCGUGGUGCAGGGACUGCGCCUCGUCGGCUGGGCUGACGUACCUGUUGUAGCCAUGGAAACCAUCGGAGCACAUAGCCUCAAUGCAGCCAUGGAGGCCGGAGAGCUGGUCACAUUACCCGCCAUCACCAGCAUCGCGACCACGCUGGGCGUGGCACGUGUCUCUGAGCGGUCAAUGGAACUGGUGAAGGAGCACACAGUUUUCCCCACAGUUGUCUCAGACCAAGAGGCCGUAAAGGCUCUGGAACACUUCGUAGAUGACGAGAAGAUCUUGGUGGAGCCAGCGUGUGGCGCUGCUCUGGCGUCCGUUUACAGCGGCGUCAUCAAAAGGCUCCAGAGUGAGGGGAAGCUGGCGCAGGAACUGGGCCCCGUGGUCAUCGUGGUGUGCGGAGGCAACAACAUCAGCCUCGAGCAACUGUCGACCCUGAAGAAGCAGCUCGGUAUGAUCUAGCGUGGUCGGCGGUGGACGCCGUCUUCUACUUCUCUGACCUUCAAAGUAUUCCUCCAAUCACCUGGUCUCAGUCCCUAAAUCAUUCCAGACUGGAACUGGAACAAUAACUUUUUAAUAUUGUUAUUGUUGUUUGAAAAUGUUGCAAUUGUGAGAUGCAACUUUGAAAUAUCUGUAUUAAGAGUAAUUUAUUC
Molecule: messenger RNA, 1239 nt
Organism: Solea solea (common sole)
Lineage: Eukaryota; Metazoa; Chordata; Actinopteri; Pleuronectiformes; Soleidae
Product: L-serine dehydratase/L-threonine deaminase-like
Exons: 8
Coding region: 77-1048 (323 amino acids)
Biological process (GO): L-threonine catabolic process; L-serine catabolic process
Molecular function (GO): L-serine ammonia-lyase activity; threonine deaminase activity; pyridoxal phosphate binding
Source: RefSeq, a predicted model, not a curated record